AUGAGGCAGGGGGGAUGGCUUGAACUUUUGAAGGGUUAUGAUUUUGAAGUGUCACAGAGUCGUCAGAAAAGUUACCAUGACAAGAGGAGGAAAGCACUUGAGUUCCAGAAGGGAGAUCACGUGUUUUUGAGAGAUAUGCCAGUAACUGGUGUUGGUCGAGUUUUGAAGUCUCAAAAGCUCACGUCGGGUUUUAUUGGUCCGUACCAGAUUUUACAAAGGAUAGGAGAGGUGGCCUAUAGGAUUUCUUUGCCGCCGCUGCUUGAUAAUCUUUAUGAUGUGUUUCAUGUGUCUCAGUUGAGGAGAUACAUCCUGGAUCCGUCUCAGGUGAUCCAAAUGGAUGAUGUGCAGGUGAGAGAUAACUGA
Lathyrus oleraceus (garden pea) is the source of this 363-nucleotide messenger RNA. RefSeq lists its product as uncharacterized. NCBI's taxonomy places the organism in Eukaryota, Viridiplantae, Streptophyta, Magnoliopsida, Fabales, Fabaceae. The record is from RefSeq and is a predicted model, not a curated record. The coding region runs from base 1 to 363 and encodes 120 amino acids. The transcript has a single exon.